Messenger RNA from Sporothrix brasiliensis 5110, 2856 nucleotides. Its product is annotated as coatomer beta subunit. The record is from RefSeq and is a predicted model, not a curated record. Bases 1 to 2856 code for a protein of 951 amino acids. Gene Ontology annotation, molecular function: structural molecule activity. Gene Ontology annotation, biological process: intra-Golgi vesicle-mediated transport; intracellular protein transport; endoplasmic reticulum to Golgi vesicle-mediated transport. The transcript has 3 exons. Gene Ontology annotation, cellular component: COPI vesicle coat; cytoplasm. Lineage: Eukaryota; Fungi; Ascomycota; Sordariomycetes; Ophiostomatales; Ophiostomataceae.
AUGUCUGCGUUUCUCGAUGGGGCGUACAGCCUGAUCCACCAGGACAAUGCGGCCGACGUCCCUACCCUCAACGACCUCAAGAACCAGCUCGAGAAGGGCAACGAUGAGUCCAAGUUGGACACCAUGCGCCGCAUCCUGGUCAUCAUGCUCAACGGCGACCCGCUGCCGGGCAUCCUGAUGCACAUCAUCCGCUUCGUCAUGCCGUCCAAGUCCAAGCCGUUGAAGAAGCUGCUCUACUUCUACUACGAGAUCUGCCCCAAGCUCGACGCUGCUGGCAAGCUCAAGCAGGAGAUGAUCCUUGUCUGCAAUGGCAUUCGCAACGACCUGCAGCACCCCAACGAGUACAUUCGUGGCAACACGCUGCGUUUUCUCUGCAAGCUCCGCGAGGCCGAGCUGAUCGAGCCCCUCCUUUCGUCGGCGCGCUCGUGCCUCGAACACCGCCAUGCGUACGUGCGCAAGAACGCUGUCUUUGCCAUUGCCUCCAUCUUCCAGCACUCGCCGGCCCUGAUCCCCGACGCGGCCGAGCUCCUGGCGACCUUUAUCGAGACCGAGACCGACCCCACCUGCAAGCGCAACGGCUUUGCCUCGCUGGCCAGUAUCAGCCACGAUGCUGCCUUGACAUACCUCACAAGCGUGUUCGACAGCGUGCCGAACGCAGAGGAGCUCUUGCAGCUUGCCGAGAUUGAGUUUAUCCGCAAGGAUGCUGCCCGGUAUCUGAGACUCAUUUUCGACCUUCUCGAAGCCAACACGUCCACCGUCGUGUACGAAGCUGCGUCGUCUCUGACGGCCCUGACCAGCAACCCCGUCGCCGUCAAGGCUGCCGCUGGCAAGUUCAUCGAGCUGAGCAUCAAGGAGGCCGACAACAACGUCAAGCUUAUCGUCCUUGACCGCGUCGACCAGCUGCGGAAAAAGAACCCGGGCGUCCUCGACGACCUGGUCAUGGAGGUUCUCCGGGUGCUGCCCAGCCCAGACAUUGAUGUUCGGCGGAAGGCCCUCGACAUUGGCCUGGAGAUGGUCUCGAGCAAGAACGUCGAGGAGGUUGUCCUGCUCCUCAAGAAGGAGCUGUCCAAGACGGUGGACCAGGACUAUGAGAAGAACGCCGAGUACCGCCAGCUCCUCAUCCACAGCAUUCACCAAUGCGCCAUCAAGUUCUCGGAAGUGGCCGCCAGCGUGGUUGACCUGCUAAUGGACUUGGUUGCCGACUUCAACAACGCCUCUGCCGUCGACGUCAUCAACUUUGUCAAGGAGGUCGUCGAGAAGUUCCCCAAGCUGCGCGCUACCAUUGUGCAGAAGCUCUUCGAGACCCUGAACGAGGUGCGCGCGGGAAAGGUGUACCGUGGCAUCCUCUGGAUCAUCGGCGAAUACUCUGUGGACGAGAACGACAUUCGCGAGGCAUGGAAGCGCAUCCGCGCGAGCCUCGGCGAGAUCCCCAUCUUGGCGUCCGAACAGAGACUCCUGGACCAGGGCGAGCCGGAUGAGGAGACCAAGGAGGUCAACGGCAACGGCAAGCCGGCUGCCCCGACGGGCUCCAGACGCGUGCUCGCUGACGGUACCUACGCCACCGAGACUGCGUUUACGAGCCAGACCUCGGCUGCUGCGGCUCGCCUAGAGGCCGUCAAGGCCGCUCAGAAGCCGCCUCUGCGCCAGCUGAUCCUCGACGGCGACUACUACCUCGCCACUGUCUUGUCCGCGUCACUGACCAAGCUGGUGAUGCGCCACUCGGAGAUUUCGCCCGACAAAGCCCGCACCAACGCGCUGCGCGCUGAGGCUAUGCUGAUUAUGAUUUCGAUUGUGCGUGUCGGUCAGUCCCAAUUCGUCAAGGCGCCAAUCGAUGAGGACUCGGUGGACCGCAUCAUGACAUCGGUGCGCAGUCUUGCCGAGUUCAGCGAGCACAAGGAGCUCGAGACCGUGUUCCUGGACGACACGCGGAAGGCGUUCCGCAACAUGGUGGUCGCCGAGGAGAAGAAGCGCGCUGCCCAGCUUGCCGACGAGAAGGCCAAGACGGCCAUCCAGGUCGACGAUGUGGUGUCGAUCCGCCAGCUCAGCAAGAAGAACACGCUGGACAGCACGGACCUGGUGGAGGCCGACCUGGACCGGGCGACGGGCGGCGACGCGAGCGGCGCCGAGGACCUGUCGAGCAAGUUGUCGCGCGUUGUGCAGCUGACGGGUUUCUCGGACCCUGUGUACGUCGAGGCGUACGUCAAGGUGCACCAGUUCGACAUUGUGCUGGACGUGCUGCUGGUGAACCAGACGACGGAGACGCUGCAGAACCUGUCGGUGGAGUUUGCCACGCUAGGCGACCUCAAGGUCGUGGAGCGGCCGACGACGCAGAACCUGGCGCCGCACGACUUCCACAAUGUGCAGUGCACGAUCAAGGUGUCGAGCACGGACACGGGCGUCAUCUUUGGCAACGUGGUGUACGACGGCGCCCACUCGACGGACACCAACGUGGUGAUUCUGAACGACCUGCACGUGGACAUCAUGGACUACAUUGUGCCGGCCACGUGCACGGAGACGCAGUUCCGGUCGAUGUGGACCGAGUUCGAGUGGGAGAACAAGGUGAACAUCAACAGCAAGGCGCCGACGCUGCGCGCCUUCCUCGAGGGCCUGAUGAAGGCGACGAACAUGAACUGCUUGACGCCCGAGGCGGCCAUGAAGGGCGACUGCCAGUUCCUCAGCGCCAACCUCUACGCACGCAGCGUGUUUGGCGAGGACGCUCUGGCCAACUUGAGCAUCGAAAAGGAGGGCGAGGACGGCCCGAUCACGGGUUUUGUGCGGAUACGCAGCAGAUCGCAAGGCUUGGCCCUCAGCCUGGGCUCGCUGAAGGGCCUCAGCAAGAUUGGCGUCGCGGCUUAA